AUGGUCUGCGAAGGUGGUGAAGUCUCUUUUGUUUCAAGGAUGAUUGAUGAAUCCUUACAACUGCGAAAUCAGGUUCAAUGGUAUACUUCAAUGCUAGGAAAAUUCUCUAGUCUGUCUAAAGUCAUUGAGCAGCUGAAGGAAAAUAAAGUCGAUAACUAUGCCGUCACGGAAUUUGUACAAGGCAGUAAAACGAGAAGGUGGGCGGUUGCAUGGAGUUUUGAUGAUAAAAGGCCGAGUAUGACAGUAUCUCGUGGCUGCGGAAGUUUACAAAAGAGUUUAUUGCCAUUCCCAGCAGAGCAGACGAUUACCAUUAAUGCGCAUGAUAAAACCGCCAUUGCUACACGUCUACACGGCACGUUAUCCGGACUCAUCCCUAUAUGGAGCUGGGAAUCGACACUCUUCACAGGCAUAGGCUUCUGUGAUAAGGCUGUCUGGUCUCGAGCGUCACGAAGACACAGAAGUGAUACUAAUGAUGGAAAUUCAACUCCUCACUCGGAACUUUUGGCUAAAGAUAUGUCCUUUGGGUUCAAGAUCUCCUUGGAGACACUCGAGGCACAAGCUGAUGGGAGUAAAGUUAUUGUUCGGUGGUUGAAAGGCCACGAUAGUGUGCUUUUUGAGAGUUUCUGUGGUAUGAUAAAAAGAAAGGUACAAGACAUAUGA
Messenger RNA from Sclerotinia sclerotiorum 1980 UF-70, 660 nucleotides. RefSeq lists its product as hypothetical. The transcript is spliced from 2 exons. The record is from RefSeq and is a predicted model, not a curated record. Lineage: Eukaryota; Fungi; Ascomycota; Leotiomycetes; Helotiales; Sclerotiniaceae. Gene Ontology annotation, cellular component: nucleus. Gene Ontology annotation, molecular function: 23S rRNA (adenine(1618)-N(6))-methyltransferase activity. Gene Ontology annotation, biological process: rRNA base methylation. Bases 1 to 660 code for a protein of 219 amino acids.